Messenger RNA from Maudiozyma barnettii, 1608 nucleotides. It is a transcript of the gene ATG15, whose product is annotated as triglyceride lipase ATG15. The coding region runs from base 1 to 1608 and encodes 535 amino acids. The record is from RefSeq and is a predicted model, not a curated record. Gene Ontology annotation, molecular function: glycerophospholipase activity. Gene Ontology annotation, biological process: neutral lipid catabolic process; piecemeal microautophagy of the nucleus; multivesicular body membrane disassembly. The transcript has a single exon. NCBI's taxonomy places the organism in Eukaryota, Fungi, Ascomycota, Saccharomycetes, Saccharomycetales, Saccharomycetaceae.
AUGAGUAGACUAAAAAAUGUGUCGAGUAGUCGACACAGAGUGAAAGGUCGACUACUGACUGUUCUCUUCUUUCUAACAAUAUGCAUGAUAUAUAAAUUACGCGGUAAUUUAGGCUUAAUAACCGAUAAGUUCCUACAUCAAAUAGAUCAAAAUACAUCUGAUGGUAAAUCAUAUUUUAUUCUACAACAAGUAUAUCGGCAUGGUGUUGGGGAAAACUACCAACAUCACCAAGUACUCGAGGUAUCAGAAACGGUAGCCGCCCAAGCAAAUAUGCUAUUCCAGAUGCAAGAAGCCCAAUUAAUGAAGGGGUCAAAGGAUGAGGAAUCGAUGUGGUCAACCAAUCCUCGUUAUAGAACAAAUAAUCCUUUCUCUUACAAAUUCAGGAUAAGCCAGGACGAUACAACUGUUCCCAGAAUGAAGAACCGAGAACCUAAAUAUCUGGAAUUUUUGGCUAGCGAUACUGGUAGACAAGUCACACCUGAAUGGGAGGACGAGAUUAUUAGGGUUCCAAAUAUUACCGAUAUAGAUUCUGUGAUCGGUCUUGCACUUAUGUCCUCGAAUGCAUAUGUUGGAAUCCCACAUACCGGAGAUUGGCGUAAUGUCACACAACCGUGGGAUCGCAGGGAAACUGAUGGGUUUGGUUGGGAUGGCGAAGGUCUAAGAGGCCACGUUUUCUAUAACAAAGUCGAUGAUAUUGUGGUAAUAUCUAUCAAAGGGACGAGUGCUCAGGGUGUUCCAGGGGCUGGUGACGACGAAACAACUACUAAUGACAAACUAAAUGACAAUCUAUUAUUCUCAUGUUGUUGUGCAAGAGUGAGUUACUUAUGGAAUACCGUAUGUGAUUGUUACAUAAAAUCUAAUACAUGUGAUGAAUCUUGUUUAGAGAAAGAAAUAAGACGAAAAGAUCGUUAUUACCAAGCUGUAAUUGAUAUAUAUACAGAUGUCAUACUGCAAUAUCCUACCGCUACUGUUUGGAUGACAGGGCAUUCACUUGGGGGUGCGUUGGCUGCGUUAGUUGGGAGAACGUUCGGCCUUCCAGUUGUUACUUUCGAGGCACCAGGUGAAUUACUUGCUGCAAAAAGACUGCAUUUACCAUUCCCACCUGGAUUACCACAAUACCUGGAUACUGUCUGGCAUUUCGGACACACUGCAGACCCGAUAUUCUUAGGAACUUGUAACGGUGCCAGUUCGUCAUGUUCGAUAGCCGGAUAUGCCAUGGAGACAUCAUGUCAUUCAGGACAAGUAUGUAUAUACGAUGUAGUUAAAGAUAAAGGUUGGCAUGUCAAUAUGCUCAAUCAUAGAAUUCACACAGUAAUCGAUCAGAUUCUCACUGAAUACAAUAAAACCGCUGAAUGUGUCGUACCUGAGCCAUGUGUGGACUGUUACAAUUGGAAUUUUUGGCCUGACCGUGACCACAAGAAAAUUACUACAACAGAGAUCAGUUCCACAACUGUACAACAUUCAACUUCUGUAUGCAUCGGAAGAAACUGGCUUGGUGUGUGUACUGCUUGGGCUACUGUCCCGGAUACAAAUGCACCGAAUGAGACUGCCAUUUCAUAUGCUACGGAGCAAGACAUAGAGAAGAAUACAUUGACGAAGCAUCCUUAA